GAAAGCCCUUUGAUAUCGCUAUAAUUAUGAAUGCUGCAGUUGCCAAUAUCAUUGUGUCAAUAUUACUUGGAGAACGGUUUGACUACAAAAAUCCCACAUUCUUAAGACUACUAAGUUUGAUGAGUGAAAACAUCAGGCUGGCUGGAAGUCCAUCAGUUACGCUAUAUAACAUGUUCCCAGCCCUUGGAUUUCUACUCAGGAAUUACAAGAUUCUUUUGCAAAACACAAGUGAAUUUCACUCUUUUAUACAGCGUACUUUCAUAGAACACCUGAAAGAACUGGACCAAAAUGAUCAGAGAAGUUUUAUUGAUGCAUUCCUUGUAAGACAGCAGGAGGAGAAAAGUAAUCCCAAUGGAUAUUUCCAUAAUGCCAACUUAAAAAGCCUUGUGCAAAACUUGUUUGCUGCUGGCAUGGAGACCACUUCCACCACGCUGCGCUGGGGACUUCUGCUAAUGAUGAAAUACCCCCAAAUUCAGAGCAAAGUCCAAGAAGAGAUCGCAAGAGUUAUAGGAUCAGCCCAGCCACGAAUCGAACAUCGAACUCAAAUGCCGUAUACGGAUGCAGUUGUCCAUGAAAUUCAGAGGUUCGCUAAUAUCCUGCCCAUGGACUUGCCUCAUGAAACUACUGAGGAUGUUACUCUUAAAGGCUACUUUAUUCCAAAGGGAACUUACAUCAUCCCCUUACUGGCCUCUGUACUGCAGGAUGAAUCUCAGUGGAAGAAACCAGAUACAUUCAGUCCUGAGCAUUUUCUUGACUCCAAAGGAAAGUUUGUAAAGCAAGAGGCUUUCAUGCCUUUUUCAGCAGGUACUUUCUAUUUUCAUUUACUGCUGUGGGGAUUAGAUAGCCAAGAAUCAACAGACUAUAACAUAAACUUGUGAGUCUUUAAAUCUCAU
This is a messenger RNA of Chrysemys picta bellii (western painted turtle), 893 nucleotides long. NCBI's taxonomy places the organism in Eukaryota, Metazoa, Chordata, Testudines, Emydidae. The record is from RefSeq and is a predicted model, not a curated record.